Molecule: messenger RNA, 650 nt
Organism: Nematolebias whitei (Rio pearlfish)
Lineage: Eukaryota; Metazoa; Chordata; Actinopteri; Cyprinodontiformes; Rivulidae
Exons: 3
Coding region: 180-650 (156 amino acids)
Source: RefSeq, a predicted model, not a curated record
UGCUCCAAAACACUGUCUGCCAACCGCCAGAUAAAAUCGACGAAGAAGAAGAAAAACGACGAAGAAGAAAAAGAAGAAGAAGAAGACGACAGAGCUCUGAUUUGAAGGUAAAUCUGUGAAGGAUCCUCUUCAGACUCGUUAGAUUACUAAACUCGGAUUAGAGGACGUCUUCGGAGGACAUGGACGUGAGCAUUGCCGUGUCCCUCAUCAGGGGCCAGAUGGGCACCGCCGUGGAGCAAGCGGUGAACGUGGCGGUGGAGACGGUGUUGGCGGAGAUGCUGAAGGUGGUCGGGGUGAAGUUUGAGGAGCUGAAAGCUCAGGUGGAUCUGAUGAAGAAGGACGUGGUGGUGCUCCAGAGGGAGAAAGCCCUGAAGGAGAAGGAGAACGACAACCUCCGAGCAAAGCUGCGCUACACUGAGCUCAAGCUCAAGUACUACCGGCAGGGGGUGGAGGAGGAGCUGCAGCAGAGGGCCUCGGCCCUGGCCCACGUCCACCCUCUCACGCUUGCCCGGACGCAGAGCGGGGCGGCCAGCGUCUCUCUCACUGAGCCAUUUCCAUCGCGCUCUGCUCAGAAAGCUGCUGAUGGAGCGCAGAGGUGGUGCAGUCAAGGUUUAUGUCUUAAGUCCCAGAAUGCACCUCUUCAGAGAUGA